Messenger RNA from Physcomitrium patens, 1384 nucleotides. RefSeq lists its product as uncharacterized. Gene Ontology annotation, biological process: protein phosphorylation. Lineage: Eukaryota; Viridiplantae; Streptophyta; Bryopsida; Funariales; Funariaceae. Gene Ontology annotation, molecular function: protein serine/threonine kinase activity; ATP binding. Gene Ontology annotation, cellular component: cytosol; nucleus; EKC/KEOPS complex. The record is from RefSeq and is a predicted model, not a curated record.
ACUGGGGGGAUUAGAGACUCGGAACGCUUGACCACGAAAAACUUGACUUGCACCCACACAACUGCCACUGCUGUGAUAGUAUUUGGGUCACGAGUCAAUGCUCAAUCAGUACUCUAAUCGAUUGUUAUCUCUCCAGGCGAGAUGUAACAGCUCCAAAACCCUUCUUCCUCUCCACGACUUCAUCACCAUGACGACUCCAUGCUAGCAAUCGUUCAUCCAUAUUCCUUGGAAUCUGAGCUUGAUUUUCUAAGAAACGGAUGAAACCCACACACUCUGAUCCGAGCAGCAUCUCUCCCUCGUGUUGAAAGAGUUCUUUUGAACGAGUAUUGCAGAUUACUGUGCAUAAUCCAAGUUAGGGUUCCAAUCUCAUCUGACGAGAGAGUCCCAUUGAUGGUGAUCACGCUCUAGUUCAAUUACGAAGGUGUUUAAUUGGGACUCGUAGCUAUGGCAGACGGCGACAACAAUGAGUCUCCCCAGUCGCACCACGACUUGCCCCUUUACAAGCAGGGCGCCGAAGCUCGUGUAUACGAGAGCACAUUUUUGGGAAAGAGAGCGAUUGUCAAGGAGCGGUUCUCGAAAAAGUAUCGACACCCCGUACUGGAUGUGAAGCUCACUCAGAAGCGUCUUACUGGGGAGGCCCGCACUUUAACAAAGGCACGCAAACUAGGGGUCGUGACUCCGGCAUUGUACGCGGUGAACCUGAUGACCAAUUCGUUAACGUUCGAAUUUGUUGAAGGGCCUUUGGUGAAGGAUAUCUUGCUGCGGUCGGGACCUCUUCCAACUUCUGAUGAUAAAAUAGAGGAAUUAGCAGGCCACAUUGGCCGAGCAAUCGCCAAAUUGCACGAUGGGGGCCUCAUACAUGGAGACUUGACCACCUCCAACAUGAUCGUUUGUGCCAAAACUAACCGACUGGUUCUCAUCGAUUUCGGUUUGGGUUAUAAUUCAACACUGCCAGAAGAUAAGGCGGUAGAUCUAUAUGUGCUUGAACGUGCAUGUGUUGCCAUGCAUUCAUCUGUUGGGGAUUUUAAUGGACUCAUAUUAGCAGCAUACAACAAAGCUUCCAAGUAUUGGAGUUCUACUUACAACAAACUUGCUGCUGUGCGUUUACGGGGAAGAAAGCGAGUCAUGGUUGGCUAAGCCCAUGUUUAGGGAAGAGAAAGUAGCUGCUUUGCUGAUAUGAAAUAAGUCGCUCUAAUUUCGUUGAAGGUUUAUUACUCAGUCUGUACAUUACACCAAUAUCAUUCACGGCCAUUGGCCUCUCUUGCAAGGCCUUUUAUGCUUUCUUGCACAGGAAGAGAAAUCAGCGGGUUUUUUGAAUUGCAGUUGGGGUCUCAAGUUUUUAGCUUAAUGAAUCUGGCAGGCACCAUUGUAGCCCAUUACUAUC